AUUUAGGUUUUGAAGCCCACGAAGCUAAAGAAGACCGUAGAAGCAAUAACACAUAAUGUUUUUUAUGGCAUAAACAGGCCCAGCUUAAGUUUUUUUAUGGCCUAGGCUGCAGGGAUGUUAAAACGGGCCUGAAGCCCGCGGGCCUAAACGGGUAUUGCAUAAUAUUGUUUAUUUAAUUUAUUUUUACGCGGACUUCAAAAGUACAGGCCCGUUUAUAGUUUAGAGUUGCACUAGGUCGUCUCUCUCCAAGAUCUCAACGAGAGUGUGUUUUUGAUAAUCUGAAAUUGAAACAGCUCCCAUAGCUUCUUCUCAAUUUUCUUCAAUUGUUGUUACCCUUCUGCCAAAUUCACGACUUUCUUCUGGGUUCUUCAGAAAACUUGAGAUUAUAUCUCUUGUUUUGUGAUAAAAAAAGAAGCUUUAAAGCUGUGAGGUUCGUGAGGGAAGUGAGUGAGGUUAGUGGUGAGAUUGAACCGGUGAGAUUGAUGUCUACAAUUGACAUGGGUUUGUUGUUGUGUUCCUUGAGUUGAGUUUUCUGGUGGAAUCUGCGGUGAGUUUGAAUUUUAAGAGGGUUUCUAAUCAGAGCUUGAAGAAGAAGAAUUGUAGCUUAGUUACGUUUGGGCAUUGCAACUUUCUCUUCUCACUCCUUAUAUUCAGGUAAAAGUGAGACGGGCCUAAAUGGGCUCGGGUCUAAACGGGUUAGGCCCUCAACGGGCCGGGUAGCCCGUUUUAACACUACUAGCCUAGGGUUUUAGUUUUGCAAAUAACGACGCCGUUUCACUUUAUUCCUUCGCCGCCACCGUGUAGAGCAAAUCGUGGUCUCCAUCUCCGCCUGAAUCAUACAUACCUCGAAGGAGCUCUUCUAAUCCUUUCCGUCAAAGAAGAGAGGAGCAAAAACUCCUCUGAUAUUGGAGCAUCGUUUGUGUUCUCUUCCCAUAUUGUUAAACGAUUUCGUUUGGUUGAAGAAAAAGCUUCUGGUGGUUAAAGUCUCUCUGCUCAACCUAAGAGAUGAAAAUAGUGAAGGCAAACGCAGGAGCACUUACCAAUUUCGAAGUGCUUGACUUCUUAAACUCAAGGGGUGCAUCAAAAGAUACUACAAGAGUUAUUGCUCCAAUUGCUAGAUCAGAAUACAAGGUCUAUGAUUAUUUGGUGGAGACUGCUGCUUCUACUCAAACACGAGAGAGCGUUACCAAAUUCGCAGACAAGUGCAAAGAUUUCAAAGUCGCCAAAGCUGAGAUUCUCAAUAUCAUCAAUCUCCGGCCUUCUUCUAUUGUCGAAUUGUUACCGAUCAUAGAGACACCGGAUGAUCGAAAAAUCAACACAGAUGGGAUAUUAGAGCUUGUGAAGGAUUUGUUACCGCCUCUGCCAACAACUGAAACACAUGAAGAUAAUGCCGAAGAAGAAACAGACAACGGUGAACAGUUGUGACUUGCAAAUGAAGUUUUUGAGUUGUUAUCUUUUAGCUAAGAAUAUAUAUUUUAAUUUUUGUAAGUUGUAACAUACACUUAACGCUUAUUAACUAAAUGGAGUUGCAGAGUUUUUUCGGCCA
Arabidopsis lyrata subsp. lyrata is the source of this 1546-nucleotide messenger RNA. RefSeq lists its product as uncharacterized. Gene Ontology annotation, cellular component: RNA polymerase III complex. Gene Ontology annotation, molecular function: nucleotide binding. Gene Ontology annotation, biological process: transcription initiation at RNA polymerase III promoter. The record is from RefSeq and is a predicted model, not a curated record. The transcript has 6 exons. Lineage: Eukaryota; Viridiplantae; Streptophyta; Magnoliopsida; Brassicales; Brassicaceae. Bases 1006 to 1425 code for a protein of 139 amino acids.